CCGGAAGUAGGGCGGGACCUAGGAUCUUUAUAAACAUGGCCGUUAAGUCCUUCACAGCAUCAGGUCCUGCGUUUGGCUGAAUUUGUUAGACUUUCAGGAAGUCACUUAGGGUAACUAGAACCGUGACAGGUGGCAAGAAAAUGUAGAGACCUAACGGGCGCUUCUAAAUUAUUUUCAUAGUUUUCUCUCGGCGUGGGGACGGCGUUAAUAAACUUCAUGUAGUACUUUAUGCUACCUAGCUAGGCAAGCUAACGCCGACGUCUCAACAUUAACUUCUGUCAACUUUUUCAGCCAGCUAACGCAAUUUGCUAGUGGACUGCUUAUCGAAAUGGAGGAGUGCCGUCGCUGGCCCAGAGUGUCUCGAUGAAUAUUUUACACACGGGCGUCUCGGAUUCACUCAGCUAAGGGCUGACCGAAACUUUCGUAAAGGCUCCUUUUGGGUUGUUUUUUUCCACUGGCAGCAGCCAGGACCUUGCCAGGCGCCCGUUUUGGAACAUCACCGAGAGGGCGGACAUAAACAAUGUUUUCUGUCAAACCCAUGAAACCAACCUUCAAGUGUUAUCUUCCACCUGUACAGACUGAUGUGAAGAAAACUAUUGAACCACCCAUUAAAAAGUUGGAGCCUAAGUUACUUCAAGGGGAGAUUGUUGUUAACGAAGUGAACUUUGUGAAGAAAUGCAUCAGUGCUGAAAGCAGCCAGGAUGACCUUUGGGGGAAGUUGAUAUGCACCAACUUUAAGGUCUCCUUCAUUCCUCAGGAGGCACCACUUGAACAGAAGUCCAAGUUGUCCCACCUUUUGCUUGGAGUGCAUGACAUCCCCCUCACCUGCCUGGAUCAAGUAGUAACAGUAAAUGAUACAAAAGGGAAAAAGAAAGUACUGGGAUCCAACCAAAAGCUGAAGUUCAAUCCAACAGAGCUUAUCCUCUACUGCAAAGAUUUGCGGAUCAUACGGUUCUGCUUUCAUGAGGCUGGGCCUGAGAGUGCCAGAAAGGUUUGCCUUGCAAUUGCCCACUACUCCCAUCCAGCUGAUCUUCACCUACUGUUUGGCUUUGAGUAUCAAGGGCGGCGUUACCAUGAAUCUAAAAGGGAGAGAGUCAAUGGUUCCACCCCUCGAGGAGGAUUACAGACCCCCAUUUUUGACCGUCCGUCAGACUGGGAUCGAGAGAUCAAGAGAACAGGGGCAUCAGAGUGGAGGGUGUGCUCUAUCAACGAAGGCUAUGCCAUCUCAGAAAGCCUUCCAGAGUACGUUGUGGUCCCAGUUUCUCUGGCAGACCAGGAUCUAAAGCAAUACUCCUUACUCUUUAAUGAUCAGCGCAUCCCUGUGUGGUGCUGGAAUCAUACGAACGGUAGUGCUCUUGUCCGCAUGACCAUCGUAAAUGAUCCAUUGCAGCAGAGGAAGAUUGAUCAGAGAGUCUUCACUGCCAUAACGAAAAGCCACCCACAACGCACUGAAGUCUUCAAGUCAGAGCUAGACAAAUGUCUGCCUAACAUUCAGGACAUCCAGAGUGCCUUUGUUAAAAUCAGGCAGAUCUGUGUCAUAGAUCCUUUUGAAGAGUCUGAGGAGAGGUGGCUUUCAUCCAUUGAAAACUCACGUUGGCUGGAGUAUGUUAGGGCUUUCCUGAAACACUCAGCUGAAAUGGUGUACCACCUGGAUGGAAAGAAUUCUUCAGUUAUUCUUCAAGAGGAAGAAGACAGAGACCUGAGCUGUGUGGUGUCCUCCUUGGUGCAGCUCAUGUUGGACCCUCACUAUCGCAGUCUCACUGGCUUUCAGGGUUUGGUGCAGAAGGAAUGGGUGAUGGCUGGCCAUCGCUUUUUGGAUAGAUGCAACCACUUGAAGAAGAAUGACAAAGAAGAGUCUCCACUGUUCAUGCUGUUCCUGGACUGCGUGUGGCAGAUGAUGAACCAGUACCCAGCAGCAUUCGAGUUCACAGAGACAUAUCUGACUGUACUGAGUGACAGCAUGUGGAUCCCACUCUUCAGUACUUUCCUCUUCAACUCUCCCAAACAGCGAGCUCAGUACUUGAUGGACUUUGCCAAGAAUAAAGCCAUCCCUCUAGGUGAAGACCAGGUUGUAUAUUUCCCUCCUGUUUGGAACUGGUCACAGCAGUUCUCCACCAAAGACCAAACCCUCUUUAACAACCCCAUGUAUGUGGGCAAAGGAGCUGCCUGCGUUCAGAAUGGAGAAGUCAAAUCCUUCAGACGCACAAAGCAGAAAACCUUUAGUUCGACUUUGCGUGGAACAUCUGCAUCUGUGCGUAAUGGAUUAAAGAGUGGAGAGGAUCCAUUGCCCCGACGGGGGUCUCUGGUGUCGGAGCUGAAGCCUGAUUUCUCACCAGUGAAAGACGAAAGCCCGUCAGAGCGCUUCUUCAGGGACUGGUUCUCUCGACCUGCUGACCAGCGGGGCCUCCUGAUUCCCCUCCUUAUGCCCUCACACAUGGCUCUCUGGAAACUCUUCUUCCUGCGCUGGAUUCCCGAAGCCUGCAUCCCCAAUGGAGGACCAAUCACCGCCUACUACAAGCUCUCCCAACUGGUUGAUGAAAUUGAGAUACUGCAGAGCCAGCUCAGGCAGUACAAGGGACCCAGUCCUGGCAACACACCACAACCCAGCCCAAGUGGGCCACUGUCAGACCAAAGGAGGAUGUAUUUUAAGGCCAGUUCCCCAAAUGACCCCCCAACAGACUUCCUUACCUCCUCCUUUCCUUUCACCCCUGUGGGAAACCUGUGCCGCCGCAGUAUCCAUGGGACUCCCAUUAGUAAAUUUCUGAACGGGGCAAGGAUUUGGCUCUCUACAGAAACUCUUGCUAAUGACACUGUGUGAGGUUGUGAGGCUUGCAUUUCUGAGCUCAGGCAUGUGUAACAAUUAACCAUCUUAUUUUCUAUUACCUCUUUCUUAAAUACUAAAGAGGAAAAUGAGAAAUGGAAAAAUUUAACUUUGGACUUUUUUGUUAUUUAUAAGCUAGAAUUAGCACCGUUGAUGCUGCAUUGAAAUCUGAGGUAAUUUCUAAACCAAAGUGUCUACAGACCAGAAUCAUUAUUGUCCAAUAGAGCUAAGGAAUUCAGAUGAACUGAAGCAUAACUGAAGCUUAGUAGCCAGUGAGUUAUUACUGUGAGGUCUCCUCUAACUGUGAAAAAUCAUCAUACUUCAUGCAUUUUUUUAAGAGAUAUAUUUUGGUGUCUACUUCAGCUUAGGCCUUUCUCAAGAUUUAGCUAAGCUAACUACAGAGGGUGCUUUUGUCGAUUUUAAUAUUGACAUGAGAUGAGGUCAAGAGCUCCAUGUGAUUUCCUGUGAUUAACUGCACAUUUUUAAAGCAAUAAUUGAAAUUUCACUAAGUAUGUGUGUAGCUAUCAGUUCAGUUGUCCUUUCUUUGGAUUCUCAUUGGUCAGGAAGACUUCCCCUACUGUAAUGGAAUUGAAAUUUUAAAUCCAAAAAGACAUGCUUGAAAUUAGAAAAUGCCUGUUUUUAUUGCAGCAGCAAUGAUGCAUUUCAGUGAACACUGAUUACUAAGUACUCAGUUUGUUUGAACCUUCCAGGAAAUGUAAUUGAAGAUAUUAUAAUAUUUUACCUGGUUUUUAUUUCAGAAAGAGGAACAGAAAAUAACACUGCUACUACAUAUUUUACUAAAAGAGAAAAAGAGGAUCUGGCCUGGUUGAAUGUAAUGGGGAUUUUCUCUCUUUUACUUUCUUCUUUUUUUUAACAAACCUAAUGCUAUUUGCUCCAAGUGCUCCCGUAUUUUAAUUGUUGUGUUGGGGUUUCACUGUAAGUAGCACAUAGUGUGAUUUCAGGGUUGUAGAUUUACUCUAUUUUUGAAGCAGAGAAACUGGCCUAUAUUUUUACUAUCAUGAAACAGGCAAUACUUAGAGGAGGAAGUGCAGCUGUGAGGACUUUAUUCUGUGGUAGAUAUUUCCUCUCCUCUUUUGAAGGGGGUUUUAUUGAACUUUUACAGAGGCCUUCUGGUAAGGCACUGAGGAGAAGCUAUUCACAUGAGCAGUAGCGGAAUCGGCGAAUAUUUGAAAGCAAAGGGACAGAGAAGGGUUUUGACUCAAACCAGUCUCUAGUUGAGCAUGUAGUGAACUUAAUAUCAGGCGCUGAUGAGACCAUUUUUGACAUUUCAAAUUAAAGUGAUGAUAAAGGUCUGUUGUCACCUAUAACUACAGUGCGUACAAAAAGAAAGGCCUGGUGGUUUCUACAAAGGGAAUGCACAAGCACAUUAAGUGUAUAUUCACUGUUAAAAAUACUGUUUGUAGCUAUAACAACACUUACAUUUGUAUUAACAUUUGCUCUUGUUUUUGUCCAGACUCUUUCUAGAGGAAUAAUAUAGUAGAAAACAACAGUUAAGUUACUGUACUUCCAGUCAGGCUAGCGAUAGUGAGGUUAGUGCAUUAAGAUGUUUAUGACGCCAUCAGAGAACUUUGUAGUCACUGCAUCCAGUGCGUGCUCUUCAAAGAUUUUGACAUAUGGAAGCUCUUUAAAAUGUCUUCUUGAGAAGUUUACUACCUCCUGAGCCAGGGACUGGUUUGAUGCACAUCAGGGGAAAUGGAUCCAGUGCCUCGUUAAAACUGAAAAACUAGCACUGUAUAGUAACCUAAUGUCUUAAAAUAACAGAGCAUAUAUUAUUGAAGCCCUUUGUCAUUAUAAAUAUAAUACCACUGGACAGACUCUGUAGUUGUCCUACUAUCCUCAAAUACUAGAUUGACCAGUUUCCAACAGAUAAACUCGUGAUUCUUUGGCAAUAACUAGUUCAGGUGUUUUUUGAUAUAGAUGUGUAUAGUGUGAGUGCAGAACCUGCUCUCCCAAAUGCUAUUAAUUGCACAUUUUACUUAAUAUAUAGGAUAGUUUGUUUUAAGGUGGUUGUUGAACAUAAUUUUGGCAAAUAUUAUAAAUACUGUAUAUGCUUGAAAUCUUCAAUUAAUAUUUUUGAUCAAUGGUACUAAAUAACUUUUAUCCUUGAUUUAGUCUUUAUAUGUUCUGGAGAGAUAUUUAUGUGCUGUGUUUUUCCACUAAUACACAGUGUUGCACUCUGUUGUAAUUGCAUGAUGAUUGGGCUUCCUCUGUAGCACAGUCUGAUAUUGAUUGGCAGCAGAUGUAUUUAUUCAGUUAUGCAAAUGUUCUCUGAGAGGGAUGCAAUUGCUACUGUAUAUCCCCUGUGCCUUUUUGGGAAGAUUUAACAUUUUUUUGUAACUAUAUUCUAAAUCUGUUGACUUAUUUUAGUUUUCUAAAACUGUUGAUUUAUCAAUUCUGUAAAUCUAGUUAAAUUCAGAGGUACUGCACUGAAGCUGUUUUUUUCCUAACAGAAAAUAAGGCUCAAAUGUGUACCAUUAACUAAUCAUUACACUAUUUUUCAAAUGAA
This is a messenger RNA of Scatophagus argus, 5348 nucleotides long. RefSeq names its product myotubularin related protein 10 (gene mtmr10). The transcript has 16 exons. The record is from RefSeq and is a predicted model, not a curated record. Bases 521 to 2818 code for a protein of 765 amino acids. NCBI's taxonomy places the organism in Eukaryota, Metazoa, Chordata, Actinopteri, Scatophagidae.